This is a messenger RNA of Camelina sativa (false flax), 2097 nucleotides long. Its product is annotated as GBF-interacting protein 1. Gene Ontology annotation, cellular component: nucleus. NCBI's taxonomy places the organism in Eukaryota, Viridiplantae, Streptophyta, Magnoliopsida, Brassicales, Brassicaceae. The record is from RefSeq and is a predicted model, not a curated record.
AGUCCCUCUCUGCCUGACCCCAUACCAAUACUCUCUCUCUCUCUCUCUCUUCUCCCACCCCUUCCGCUUCCCUCUCUCUCUCUCUCUAAUAUACUAACAUGACGAGCAGCAGAGGCGAUGGCGGCUCUAGGGUUUCGAUUCCGGCCGAUCUGCUUAAAACCAUUCAAAACAUCAGAGAGGUUACCGGAAAACAACAUUCCGACGAGGAUAUCUUCUCUGUCUUUAAGGAGUGUUUCAAUGAUCCACAUGAGACCACUCAGAAGCUCCUCUAUUUAGAUACAUUUCAUGAGGUGAGAAGCAAAAGGGAGAGAAAGAAAGAGAAUUUAGUACUAAAUACACAAGGAAGGAGCAGGACUGCACGGAGGAACUUUGGUUCAAGUUAUACAGAUACCAGCAAUGGAAGAAGUGCAGCUUUUAAAAAGCAGAGUGGAGCUAAUCACAUAAAAGGACGUUCUGGAACUGUUUUCUCUUCUCCCAACAAUGCAAUAAACGACACAAAACCUUCUUCCAUAAAGUCCCCUAACCCUAUAAUUUCUCCAAGUGGAAUCAGUAACCAUAAAAUUCAAGAGGCUUCCAUCUCCCCUGUGAACAAGGAAGUCACAGAGGAACAGCCUCUCUCCAAGUCUACUUCUUCUUCUGAGGAUGUUGUUGAGCCGGAUAAGUCUAAAGCAAGUACUGUACCAGUGGCUGUAUCCGAUUCUGUUGUAAAAAACGACACUCAAUAUACUCUAGAUGGAACUUCUCAGAUCUCACAGCAAUCAUCUAUGAUUGUCACUUCUAAUUACAGCCAGUCAGAGCAAGUCGGUAAAAGUGAUGCUGCAGCCAAUAAAGGCAAGAAUCAAUCGCUUCUCGAGUCAGGUGUUGGUGAACGGUCGCACGUAACAUUUCCUGUCCACCUUCAGGUUGCCAAAAUGCUUGAAAAUGGUCUAACAUUUGGGAGUUUCGAUUCCAAUUUUGUGAAAGAGGCAUCUUCUGACAAUUGUACUAUUGGGUGUGAUGACUCCAAUAUCGAGUCUUCUCAUGGGACAGCAACUAGGAAAGAUAUAUCAACUAUUUCUCAAGAUGAGGAUCAUGAGAUUUUAAAUUCAGCAUCUGAGACUGAGCCAUCAUUGCAGUCAGAUCAAACCCUUCACCCUGUAGAAGGUUCGGAAGGAGAUAAACCACUCACAGACACUCAUCAGGCCCCAAAUUGUGAUGCUCAACCUAUCUCCUAUCCUGAUCAGUACUCCAUAGCAGCCUAUCAACAGGCAAUGCACCUUUUUAGGCAACAAUUCCCUCUAAAUUUGUUCCCUUACGGUCCCUAUCUUCCACCCUUUUAUAUGCCGCAUCCAUACAUUCACCAGUUCGUGAGCCCAAACGGGUACCAACAACAGUCUUACUUACCGCCGCCUGGAGAUGAUGCUUCACCACCUUCAGGGGUUAAACUCCCUCUCACUCACAUCAAGUCAGGAAGCGACAUUGAAAACUCCCCACCUACCACAAUUCCAUCCCCAUAUGAUUUGUACGCCUUCAACCACUUCCCAUCAGCAGCCACUGUAACCUCUACCAACAAAGAAGAAAAGAAGGAAAACAUUUACUCAACUGGACCACCGAGUCUAGCCAAUCUGCAGGCCAGUCCCAUGUACAACUUACCCUUUCAGUGUCAACCACUAGCUUUCCCGACCAUGCAGGCUGGGUUUACGGGAAUAUACCAACAAUCACAGCCCAUUCUGGCGCCUCCUACUAUAUCUGCGAGGACUGAACCCAUAGGACCCUCACAUAUUACGAAUCAGCAACCUCAAGCUGCACUAACAAAUCAGGGGAACAACUAAUAGGUCAAGGAGAAUUACUAGAAAGAUGCACAUUCAGAUUGGUAAGAGAUGUUGAAGCCUGGAUUUUUGAGUGAUUUUGUGUACAUACUUAGGAUACAUCAUCCCCCAAGAAGAAAUUAGUGUGUGGGCAAUUUGAAGAGGGGACAAGAGAAUUGGUGCCUUUAGUUUUUUUUUUGUUUUUGUGAGAACCACAAACAAAGUCUAAAGGAUCUCGUUUAUCUGUAAUUCUUCUGAAUUUCACUAUAUAGACAAGUGAUCAGUUUAUAUGAUGAAGUGGUGCAUUUCA